Molecule: messenger RNA, 1527 nt
Organism: Pedinophyceae sp. YPF-701
Lineage: Eukaryota; Viridiplantae; Chlorophyta; Pedinophyceae
Source: the annotation of a GenBank genome assembly
AUGGGCAAGGAAACGCGCACUUUCGAGCAGGAGAAGUCGUUCAUAUCGCGCGUUGACGACACCCGAUAUGUAGUCAACAAGGGUUUCGUGGAUGGCAUGAACGUUCCGGGAACGUUCUACGUGAACAGCAACCUGUCCCCGCUCCUGUUCGAGGAGCUGCAGCACUUCUGUGCGCGCGGCGAGCACGGCGGCUUCCUGCCCGCCGUCAAACAGCUGGCGAACGUCGCGGCGCUCCCGGGCAUCGUGCGGCACUCCAUCGCCCUCCCGGACGUCCACUCGGGGUACGGCUUCGCGAUUGGGAACGUCGCGGCCUUCGACAUGGACGACCCGAACGCGGUGGUGUCCCCCGGGGGUGUUGGGUUUGACAUCAACUGCGGCGUGCGGCUGAUCCGCACGAACCUGCACGAGCGGGACCUGGAGGGCCGGCGCGAGGAGGUCGCGCAGUCGCUUUUCGACCACAUCCCCGUCGGCGUGGGCUCGCAGGGCAUCAUCCCGACCACGGCGGCGGACCUGGGGUGCGCGCUGGAGAUGGGGAUGGACUGGUCGCUGCGGGAGGGGUACAGCUGGGCGGAGGACAAGGAGCACUGCGAGGAGUACGGGCGGAUGUUGAGCGCGGACCCGUCGAAGGUGUCGCUGCGGGCCAAGAAGCGCGGGCUGCCGCAGAUGGGCACGCUGGGGGCGGGCAACCACUACGCGGAGGUGCAGGUGGUGGACGAGAUCCACGACGAGUGGGCGGCGCGGAAGAUGGGCAUCGAGUUCCCCGGGCAGGUGUGCGUGAUGAUCCACAGCGGGUCGCGCGGGCUGGGGCACCAGGUGGCGACGGACGCGCUGGUGCAGAUGGAGCGCGCGAUGGCGCGGGACGGGAUCCACACGAACGACCGGCAGUUGGCGUGCGCGCGCAUCCAGUCGCAGGAGGGCCAGGACUACCUGGCCGCGAUGGCGUGCGCGGCCAACUACGCGUGGGUCAACCGCUCCUCGAUGACCUUCCUGGUGCGGCAGGCGUUCGCGAAGCUCUUCAACUCGCCGCCCGACGACCUGGACAUGCACGUGGUGUACGACGUGUCGCACAACAUCGCCAAGGUCGAGGAGCACAUGGUGGACGGGCGGCCCAAGCGCCUCCUCGUGCACCGCAAGGGCUCCACGCGGGCCUUCCCGCCGCACCACCCGAUGAUCCCCGUGGACUACCAGUUCACGGGGCAGCCCGUGCUCAUCGGCGGCACCAUGGGCACGUGCAGCUACGUCCUCACGGGCACCGACAAGGGCAUGCAGGAGACCUUCGGGUCGACCUGCCACGGCGCGGGGCGGCAGCGCUCGCGGAACAACUCCCGCAUCAAGCUCGGCUACGAGGAGGUGCUGGAGAGUCUGAAGACCAAGGGGAUCUCGAUACGCGUGGCGUCGCCGAAGCUCGUGAUGGAGGAGGCGCCCGAGUCCUACAAGGACGUGUGCGACGUCGUGCAGACCUGCCACGACGCCGGCAUCUCCAAGAUGUGCGUCAAGCUGCGGCCGGUCGCGGUCGUCAAGGGGUAG